GUGGCCUCAUUUACUGGCGAGAAACGAGCUGUGGCUGAGUACGAAAAGUCCCUCAUCAAGGCCUAUCAUUCAGGUGUACAGGAAGGAUGGGCCACAGGGUUAGGUUUUGGAUCUGCCAUGUUCAUUAUAUUCUGCAGCUAUGCUUUGGCUAUUUGGUUUGGUGCAAAGAUGAUAUUGGAGAAAGGUUAUAGCGGUGGCGAAGUGCUCAAUGUGAUUAUCGCGGUGCUAACUGGUUCAAUGUCUCUGGGGCAGGCAUCCCCUUGCAUGACUGCGUUUGCAGCGGGUCGAGCAGCGGCUUACAAGAUGUUCGAGACUAUAAAUAGGAAGCCCGAGAUUGAUGCGUAUGAUAGCAGGGGGAAGAAGCUUCAAGACAUUCGUGGGGACAUAGAGCUGAAUGAUGUUUAUUUCAGCUACCCUGCUCGGCCAGAUGAGCAGAUAUUCAGAGGCUUCUCUCUCUCCAUCCCUAGUGGGACGACGGCAGCUCUGGUCGGACAGAGUGGGAGCGGCAAAUCAACUGUUGUGAGCUUGAUAGAGAGAUUCUAUGACCCCCAAGCUGGCCAAGUGCUAAUCGAUGGAGUCAAUCUCAAGGAGUUCCAGCUCAAGUGGAUCAGGUCGAAAAUCGGCCUUGUGAGCCAAGAACCGGUGCUCUUCACCGGUAGCAUUAAGGAUAACAUUGCAUACGGCAAGGAUGGUGCAACUACAGAGGAAAUCAGAGUGGCUGCAGAGCUAGCGAAUGCUGCUAAAUUCAUCGAUAAACUGCCUCAGGGACUGGAUAGCACGGUUGGUGAACAUGGCACUCAGCUUUCGGGUGGACAGAAGCAGAGAAUCGCCAUUGCUAGAGCAAUCCUAAAGGACCCGAGGAUACUACUCUUAGACGAGGCUACGAGUGCUCUAGAUGCGGAGUCUGAGAGAGUGGUGCAAGAGGCGUUGGACAGGAUUAUGGUGAACAGAACCACAGUCAUUGUGGCCCAUCGCCUCAGCACAGUCAGGAAUGCUCAUAUGAUUGCAGUUAUUCAUCAAGGAAAGAUGGUUGAGAAAGGAACGCAUGAUGAACUUCUUGAGGAUCCAGAUGGGGCGUAUUCGCAGCUCAUACGCUUGCAGGAAGCAAACAAGGAGUCGGACAACGUCGAUGAAAACGAAAGAUCAGAUGCGAGCAUGGAUUCCGGUCGACACUCAAGCCGCAAGCUGUCAUCCAUGCGCUCCAUUAGUAAAGGAGGUUCCUCUGAGAUAGGAAACAGCAGCCGUCGCCAAUCAUUACCGCUAUCAUUUGCUCUGCCUCCCACAAUCAAUCCAUCAGAACAAGGUCCAGAUUUUAGUUCUAGUUCCUCUGAGAAGCAUCCUAACGUCUCCAUUCGUCGCCUUGCCUAUCUGAAUAAGCCCGAGGUGCCCGUGCUCAUCUUGGGAGCUAUUGCUGCAAUUGUUAAUGGUGCAGUGAUGCCGGUAUUCGGGAUAUUGAUAUCAAGCGUGAUCAAAACCUUCUUUGAGACGCCGCAUAAGCUACGCAAGGACUCGAAAUUCUGGUCAUUGAUAUUCGUGGGGCUGGGAGCCGUAUCACUGGUGGCGUAUCCAGCGAGGACUUAUCUGUUCGGUGUGGCCGGGAAUAAGCUGAUUAAGAGGAUUAGGCUGAUGUGCUUCGAGAAGGCGGUUAGAAUGGAGGUUUCUUGGUACGAUGAGCCCGAGCACUCGAGUGGUAUGAUCGGAGCAAGGCUGUCCGCUGAUGCUGCGAGCGUUCGUGCUCUCGUUGGCGAUGCCCUGGCGCAAAUGGUUCAAGACUUGUCAUCGGCAGUUGUGGGGCUGGGCAUUGCUUUUCAAGCUAGUUGGCAACUGGCACUCAUCAUACUUGCUAUGAUACCUCUCAUAGGACUCAGUGGGUUUGUGCAGGUCAAGUUCUUGAAAGGCUUCAGCGCAGAUGCAAAGGCCAUGUAUGAAGAAGCAAGUCAGGUUGCUAACGACGCAGUUGGAAGUAUACGAACAGUUGCUUCCUUCUGUGUAGAGGAGAAGGUGAUGGAAAUGUACAGAAUCAAAUGCCAAGGUCCAAUGAAGAAUGGGAUUAGACAAGGAGUUAUUAGUGGGGUCGGCUUUGGUUUAUCCUAUGCCUUGCUGUUUCUCGUCUACGCUACAAGCUUCUAUGCAGGAGCUCGCCUUGUUCAAGAUGGCAAGAUCACAUUUUCCGAUGUCUUUCGCGUUUUCUUUGCUCUAACAAUGGCGGCUAUAGCAAUCUCCCAAUCAAGCUCAUUAGCUCCGGACUCGAGCAAGGCCAAGAGCGCGUCUGCCUCAGUCUUUGCGAUUCUCGAUAGGGAAUCCAAGAUCGACCCAAGCGACGAAUCCGGCGUGAAGCUAGAGAGUAUGAAGGGAGAGAUAGAGCUACGACACGUGAGUUUCAAGUAUCCCACUAGGCCAGAUGUUCAGAUCUUCCGUGACCUGUCCCUCACCAUCCGCAGCGGCAAGACCGUUGCGUUGGUCGGGGAGAGCGGCAGCGGUAAAUCAACAGUCGUGUCAUUGCUGCAGAGAUUCUACGAUCCUGAUUCAGGCCACAUAAGCAUCGACGGAGUUGAGAUACAAACGUUCCAGCUGAAAUGGCUGAGGCAGCAGAUGGGGCUAGUGAGCCAAGAGCCAGUCCUAUUCAACGACACCAUCCGAGCCAACAUCGCCUACGGCAAGGGAGGCGAUGCAACGGAGGCAGAGAUCAUCGGUGCGGCCGAGAUGGCCAACGCGCACAAGUUCAUCAGCGGGCUGGCCAACGGGUACGACACGGUGGUGGGGGAGCGAGGGGUUCAGCUGUCCGGGGGGCAGAAGCAGCGCGUCGCCAUUGCCCGUGCCAUCGUCAAGGCUCCCAAGAUACUGCUGCUGGACGAGGCUACGAGCGCAUUGGAUGCGGAGUCGGAGAAAGUGGUUCAGGAUGCGCUCGACCGGGUUGUGGUGGACCGGACCACGGUGGUGGUGGCGCAUAGGCUGUCGACGAUCAAAGGAGCCAAUGUGAUCGCUGUGGUGAAGAAUGGAGUGAUAGUGGAGAAAGGGAAGCAUGAAACUCUAAUCAGCAUCAAAGAUGGUUUUUACGCUUCAUUAGUCGCACUUCAUACGUCAGCAGCUUCUGCUCCUGCUUAAUUAGUUUGAAUCCUAGAUCUCAUUGUUGGUGACAAGAGUUCGCAUCGCUUGAUAUUCUCUUGGGGAUCUCUUCUGCUUAAUUAUUAAACACCAAAUUAAUUUUCACAUCUCGUUGUAUUUAGAUUCUUCAUUUUUAAUACUACAAGUUUCCGCUCUUUUUAGUGAUUCA
Salvia miltiorrhiza (redroot sage) is the source of this 3274-nucleotide messenger RNA. Its product is annotated as ABC transporter B family member 4-like. Gene Ontology annotation, cellular component: membrane. Gene Ontology annotation, molecular function: ABC-type transporter activity; ATP hydrolysis activity; ATP binding. Gene Ontology annotation, biological process: transmembrane transport. The record is from RefSeq and is a predicted model, not a curated record. Lineage: Eukaryota; Viridiplantae; Streptophyta; Magnoliopsida; Lamiales; Lamiaceae.